Messenger RNA from Gamsiella multidivaricata, 835 nucleotides. RefSeq lists its product as uncharacterized. The coding region runs from base 63 to 824 and encodes 253 amino acids. The record is from RefSeq and is a predicted model, not a curated record. NCBI's taxonomy places the organism in Eukaryota, Fungi, Mortierellomycota, Mortierellomycetes, Mortierellales, Mortierellaceae. The transcript has 2 exons.
CCUGCUUGUUUCUGGCUUUGAAUUCUGAGGCCCUGUUGCCUAUCAGGGUCUUUAAUCUAUCCAUGACAUUGUCGGCAAGCCAAGCAGCCGCCUCUGAAUGUUUUCUGUGUAUCGUCCAUCACUUUGAUUCCAUGCACCAGAUAGGUUCUAUGGACUCAUCAGAACUCGAUCCUUGCUAUUCUCAUUAUUGGUCCUCUGUUCCACCACCGGCUGGUCCUCUUAUGGAUGUUCCUCGAACAGCGUCAAGAGUCUGGACACUCCAGUUAACGUUCAAAACUUGUUCCAAUGAGAAAUUCUUCUCAUCAUUCAUUCACUCCCAGAUCAAGGCGUCCAGCUGGGUCUUAAAAUCCGGCGCAAUUCCAGGACCAUUGACAUCUGAAAACAGAUGCGAGCUAUCAGGAUGUAUGGUUGACCAAGGUGUCGUUUUCGAUGCCCAUUCGUACGGCCUCGUCAAUUCUGAACAUCGCCCCAUCUAUCUUCGAUCCAGGUGUUCCUGCGCUGAGCCAGACAAAGUCGUCGCAGGAGUAGGUUCGGGUUCGUUUGCAUCCUUUGUCAGCUCCACUGUGUGGUGUAUUGUCCUAUGCAAACACACUUUGGUUGCGCAGCUGUUGAAGGCCAAUGUCUUCGAAAACCGGGGGGACAGGGGGAGAUUCUCUUGGAGACGUUGUCAAAGGCUUUGCGAAGGUCACCCCCAGAUUAGUCACUCUUCUGGUCCACAGCCUUGUCGAUCCCACCGCUCGAGAUUCACCAAGUUCCUCUUCUCGUGCUCCACCUUUCUUUCUUGGCCUGUUCUACAGGUAGAACAGACUUUAUCAGAUCUUUAGUCUGGCUUUCC